AUAUAAUACAGUGUACACGAAGCUAAACUACGCUGUUCAGACACAAAGAUGCAGCUAUGGAUAGAUUAUAUGGAAGAGGACCAUUGGAUUAUAAACACUUUCUGCAAACAGGUUAUGCUCAAUAAACAAUGCGGAUUCCUGUAUUAUCACAAGAAAGUCUUCCUUUUGGUAUUCGUCCUCGUUUUCAUUCUGACUAAUGUCGUACUGAAGAACAGAAUUGGUGACAUGGAGCAGGAAAACAUUUUCAACAAAAGUAAACGUUUUAGUGAACAUCAGAUUUCAACUACGCAAUCUGUGAAUGAUGUAAUUAAUUUACAAAUUCAGAAUAAUAAUAGAACGUAUGGCAACUUUAAGGAGCGCUCCAAGUUGCCAUGGCAACGUGUAAAGGGGACAUCGAUACAAUUAUAUUCCGCUUAUUAUGACAACCGUUUCGCAAAACCAUUUAUAAGGAUUUUAGGCUUUCAAGAGAAGAGACAAAACUACAGUAGUACGCUUCAUUGUUGGAUCGUCUAUGAUAAUGGAGAAAGUUCGUGUCAAAAAGUAUUCCAAGUAACUCCAAUCAACUUAAGUCCUCUGAGGUACACACAGCUUGAGGACUUCUUCUAUAAAUGUGAAGUAAAAGGCGAUGGGUUACCUGUAUAUGUAGGACUAACUGCUAACGAAACAGCAGGUUGCAACAAACAGGAAAAUAUUCUCAAAGUAGAAAACAAUUUUAAAAACAUAUCUCAAAAUCCUAACAAUUUCUCGAAAGAGUUUUGUGUUUGUGUUGAAGGUCCAAUAUAUGGCAGAAUCCCUCCACGAAAACUUAUUGAAACUUUAGAAAUGUAUAGAGUCUUGGGGGUGGAAAAGGUACUUAUUUACAACGAAGAUAUAUCAGGGGAUCUAAUGCCAAUCUUAAAAGAAUACGUCAAUGAAGGAUAUGUUGAACUACUGAAUUGGAACAUAAGGAAAUAUAAACCAAGAAGGAGAAAACUACAUUAUUACGGUCAAAGUUUAUUGAUCAAUGAUUGUCUCUAUAGAAUAAUGUGGGAAACUAGAUAUAUUGCCUUCCUCGACUUAGAUGAGUUCAUUAUACCCCGUGUAGGAGACACAUUUCAAGAACUAAUACAAAAUAUAUCAUCACCAGGCACUGCAGGGUAUAGAUUCAUGAAUGCAUUCUAUACUCCAAAUAACAAUAGUGACGUCCAUGCAUACAAACAAGAGAUAUUCACAAAUACAAAACGUGGUGCUUUGUAUACAGAUAUGAGGAGGUCUAAACACAUUGUACAAGCCAAUAAAGUAGAACAUAAUGGCGUUCACUUUCCGUAUGUCUUCACGAAUGGGUAUAGAUACAAGAAUAUUACAUCCGACUAUGCCUUGUUGCAUCAUUUAAAAGGAGCGGACAGCUCACAGAACAAACAAAACAAGUUAGCACCUGUUGACAACACUGCUCUGAAAUACCGAGAGAGGUUAGAACCAGCCGUCCAAGCACAAUUUCGCAAACACAACAUCGUACCUAUUUGAAUCAUUGUGAAUUUAGAGAAUUAUCUUGCAUAGAGCGUCAGUUUUGAUCCAAGGAGAUCGAAUAAAGUCGACGCGACAAUAAAUUGCAACAAGGCAUUUACAUACAAAAUGGCACCACCUGCCAUUUAUUACAGACGUCGACCACUGAACACCAACCGCCGGAACGCCUACCGCCGAGCACCGUCGUGCGUUUGCUCCAUAUCAUGAAAAAGUAAAUGCAGUGCCAUCUGUCAAUACUCGAAAACAGAAAGUUCAUUCCAUAUAUAAACAAGAAAAAAUACAUUUAUGGUUGGUUCAUAAUGAAAAAUGACAAAUAACACGGUACAUCUUUUGAAGUAGUGGUAUACAGCCUGGACAUAGUGGAAAUUCAGAAAGGAGUGGUAUCGAUAUGGUGAACUUUUUGAACACGCGUUUCUCGUAAACUAGUCAUCAA
Molecule: messenger RNA, 1936 nt
Organism: Owenia fusiformis
Lineage: Eukaryota; Metazoa; Annelida; Polychaeta; Sabellida; Oweniidae
Source: the annotation of a GenBank genome assembly